GUGACGUCACGGCGGUGUCUAAUGGCUGAACAACAACUCAGCGAGAGACAAAGUUUCCCAAACUCCCACGGAGACGAGAGAAAGUUGGAAUUAGCUCGUUGUUCAGGUUCCGUCCCAGUUUAGACGAGUUCGUUUCUUUGUCGUCACUGAUGUGGAGUCACUGAUGGAUCCACGGUUUGAUAUCCCGCGGAGGGCCGCCGGUGGUGGCGGGGGCUCCGCGAACUCGUCGCCCGCCCUGGGGGCUCAGUCGCGCCGCAGGAAGAUGCCUCCGCGCCCCGCUGAUUUCAAACUGCAGAUCAUCAUCAUCGGCUCCCGCGGGGUCGGUAAGACCAGCCUCAUGGAGCGAUACACGGACGACACCUUCUGCGAAGCGUGCAAGUCGACAGUCGGAGUUGACUUCAAAAUCAAGACAGUUGAGCUGAGAGGGAGGAAGAUCCGACUACAGAUAUGGGACACUGCGGGCCAGGAGAGGUUCAACAGCAUCACAUCAGCUUACUACAGAGGCGCUAAGGGAAUAGUGAUUGUGUAUGACAUCACGAAGCAGGAGACGUUUGAAGACCUUCCCAAGUGGAUGAAAAUGAUAGACAAGUAUGCAUCAGAGGAAGCAGAGCUUCUCCUGGUCGGGAACAAGCUGGACUGUGAGAGCGAUCGUAUCAUCUCCAGACAGCAGGGAGAGCGGUUUGCCUCUCGAAUCAGUGGAAUGCGCUUCUGCGAAGCUAGUGCCAAGGAUAACUUUAAUGUGGAUGAGAUCUUCCUGAAGCUUGUGGAUGACAUUCUUAGCAAGAUGCCUCUGGAAGUUCCCAACAAGGAGCUUUCCAACAGUGUCCUGUCUCUGCAGCCUGAACCGGAAGUGCCUCCAGAGUUGCCCCCACCUCGCAUGCGCUGUUGCUGAGAGUGGUCCCACACACACACACACACACACACACACACACACACUACACUACACUACACUACACUACACUACACACACACAGCUCACACAUGCAGAUCACCAAUCUGGCCACCAGGGGGCAGGACGCGGCAGCAGUUUGGAAUUCUUGACUACUGCUCUAUAAAUUCAUGGACUUUCUUUUAACAACCAGUAUCAUGUUAUCCCUGUUUCUCCUCCUGUUUUGUAGCUGAACACUAUGACAUGUGCCAUAUUAACACGUGAGUCACCCACCUCCUACCACCUUUCUGUUGACAUUUGACCCAGACUACCUCAUUCCUCUGACCGAUAGACGAGCUGUGCCCCUCAGGUGCCUUCAAGUCGGAGAGCCCUCUGGUAGCAGUUGCACAUUUUCUAUGGAGAGGGGGUUAUUGAGGGCCCUACAGCUUGUUGUCUUGCUGUUUCAUUUUGUCACCACACAUACUGUGUACACUAAGUUUUAACGUAGUCUGAGUCGCCCUGACAGUCUGUUAUAUCACAGAAAAUCAGCUUCGGUUCAAUUCUGGGUCUCGGUACAGUAGUUAUAUAUUCUUAUUAAUAAGUAUUUUUACCAAGUGAGGAGUUGACUUGAGAUAAACAAAGCACAUGAUGUAAAUAUGGUGUGUUGCUGUAAUGACUGGACAAAGUGCAGAUUUUCGUGGCCGGCAGCGGGUGGUCGUGUGGUGGUGAUCGGUUACUAUUCCUUUGCCUUAAAGUAUUAAAGUGGCUGGAACAGCUCCCUUUGCGUUUCUAAAAACGGUAAUGUUUUGCACUACGAUCCAUCGUAACUAGUCAAGCUUACGUGCAGAAAAAGAAAAAGCACACGAUUCGUAGAUUAGCACUAACAACGAUCAAUGUUGCCUCAGUAGUGGCCGCUCACAACUCUUCCACAUCCUGUUAGAGAGGAGAGAUGGGUAAUGGAGUCUUUGGUGGACUGGAGCCUUCAAAGGGACAAUUUCCACGUGUGUUGCUGUUUUUUUGAGGGAAUAGAGACAGAAAGAAACUACACAGGCACAUUUUUUAAAGUUUUAAGCUUCGUUCUUUGGUUUUGUUACUAAUAUUUGUAAUUGUUUUGUUUUGGUGUUUUUUUCCUUUGGAUUCAAAUACAGUCGAGAGAAAGAUGCGUGCGUCUCCCUUUGCUGGGGAAAGAUCAGGAUUUGUGUGGUAUUUGAAUAUGAAAGAAAACUAUUUGUGCAGCUUUUAUUGCUUCGAGUUUCAUAUCAAAUUAUAAAAGAAGCAUUUUCAUAAAAAUCCAGCUUGAAGGGAAUGUUUGUGUUUUUUUUUAGAGGUUAGCUAGUUUGAAUUUAUGAUUUGGCCGUUUAUUAUGGACCAGUGAUAUCUCAUCAGUUGUGUCAACAAUACAAGGCAAUGCACGUUAAGCUCUCUUGUUGUUCAUGUAGACAUUAAUAAUCAUUUAAUUCCCAUUUAAUUCCUGCAGUAUGAGAAAUGUGCACUGUGGGUGUUUCUGUUUUGCUGCUACAUGUUGAGGUUAAAGCCCACGAGAAGGACGAGCCCAUUCAGAAGAUUUGGAAUUGAUAAAGCAGACUCUCUAUUAGAUUAGUUUUAUUUGAAGUUUUAUAUUCAGCUCAAGCUUUUGUGGACCGGAUUGUAACAAAUGAAUAGUUUCAUACCAAAAGAAAAAUAUUGUAAAUGUGACACUGACAUCCCAGCACAUCUUCCAGUGAGAUUAGCAGCUAGCAAAUGACCUUUACAGACAAAUGAUCUCCCAGUUUUGUCUGAAGCAGUGAGUUGUAAACUUUUCUCCUGACGUUGUUUUUUGUUGUCGAACAAAACCCUUCGUCUCUCCGCCUACCUGACAUUUAGCAUUCACCACUAACCCUGAGGUCUUUGUUUUUAGUAGCUAAGCCUUAUACUACUCAAUGUUUUAAAUAUACGUUUUUAAACAAAUGCUUUUAUUGAAAUUGAAAUGCGUAUCCUUUAAGAUGGAAGACUGUACUUUGUAUUAAACCUGUUUCAAGUCUUUGAAAAAAGUUUUCGGCAUGUUUAAAGUUGAUUUGUGGUAUUUAUAACUUGUGGCAUUCUUGAACUAAUGAAUUGCAAUUAAAGAUAUCUAUAUUUAUUACCAAA
Messenger RNA from Paralichthys olivaceus (Japanese flounder), 2995 nucleotides. RefSeq names its product RAB12, member RAS oncogene family (gene rab12). The record is from RefSeq and is a predicted model, not a curated record. Gene Ontology annotation, molecular function: GTP binding; GTPase activity. Lineage: Eukaryota; Metazoa; Chordata; Actinopteri; Pleuronectiformes; Paralichthyidae. Gene Ontology annotation, cellular component: trans-Golgi network transport vesicle; synaptic vesicle; plasma membrane. Gene Ontology annotation, biological process: protein secretion; regulation of exocytosis; Golgi vesicle fusion to target membrane.